AAUGGCUGUAACAAGCGCCAUGUUUCUUUUUGAGGUUGUGGUGGAAAGUGUUAAAAGUUUGGUUGAAAGUCGACAUUUGAUCAUCAGAAGUGAUUUUGGUGAUAUAUUCUCAUUGGAACUAAAAGAUCCAAAACAAAUGCAUAUAGUCAUACCAGAACCACCUCCAUUACCACCAGACCCGCCGGGAAAGAAGGGCAAAAAAGCACCGAAGCCAAAAAAGGGCAAAAAGGGAAAAGAAGAAGAACCACCUCCGGAACCAGUCAUACAGUCCGGUCAGUCCGUUUUAUUUUCAAGUACUGCAGAAUUCUUAAUACAAAACAUGAGAAAAAUCCCAUUAGAGUUGGCUUUGUGGAGUAAAGAAGACAAUCUCACUUAUAUUGGUUCCUGUCAAAUUCCUUGGGAUGCUGCUUUUUAUACUUAUUUAGAAAAAAUAUGCAACUUUGAAGAAUCUCAACCAGUUACGGUAAAUGACGAAUACAACAUAUUUGAAGAAGGUACCGCAAAGUUAAUGGCGAAGUUAGGAAUCCAAGUUAAACUAACUUAUUUGACAGAUAGAGUAACAACAGCUUUUCGUACACUUUCAGAAGAUCCAUCUGUAAAAAAAGUUUUGUACACCGGAAUUAAUUCUAAAACAACAUCAUAUAUAUGUACAAUGAAAACCACUGAAGAAGUGUUUGUAGAAAAUUGUAACAAAAUCGAAAAUAAUUUUGUAAAAGAUAAACCCAAGUCAAAUAAAAUUGCUUUUGCUGAUUACAAAAAUGCUCCAGGAGCGAAUCUUACAUUCUUUAAUGAAGGUGAUUAUUGUUGUAUGAAUAACGCUGACAAACCACCAGAGUCGAUAUAUAAAGCACCGCAAACGUGCCCUGACAUAGAUCAUAUCAUUGAUUACGUUAGAAAAAUUAUAGUAUCUUGCAAUGACAACAUGAGAAUGUUAACACCACGUCCGACGAUACGGCCUAGAAUUAAAGCUACUGAUAUUGACAGGCUAUGUUAUUGUAAAGAAACAAAUUGGCCGGAAGGAUCAUUUGCUGAACGAUUUAAGAAUACGGCCCAGUCUGAACCUUGUCCAAUGUGCAAUCAGUUAGGAAAGAAAACGGAUGAUACACGUGAUAAAACAUUCGAUAUUGCUAACAUAAGGGGUCCUUGCGGUAGAGCGGAUUGUAGAAUAGCGAGGGAUAUGAGAGCUUAUAUUGAAAAUCUGAUUGACGAAGAUAAUAAAGAAGUUGAUAUCAGUAACAUAAUUGGUCCCUGCGGAAGUAAGGAAUGUAGAAUAGCUGAAAAAAUUCAAGAAUUUCUUCGUCACGAUGGCGUUUUUAAAGAAGGCUCUACGUUAGAAGGAUUAUCUACACAAUGUGGUUGUGUAAAGCAAAUGCAAGAUGCUCUUACGAAAAAGGAAUCUUGCCAUUCUUCUUGCUAUAAAAACUGUGCUGAAAGUGAUAGCGAAAACAGCAAAUGCGAAGGAAAGGCAUGUCCUUUUACCACUGCACCUGAAAAGAAACCAACUUACAAUGUAUACUAUUUUACAGUUGAACAUGAUUUUAACAAGGAAAAUACUGGAACGUCAUCUCCUAGUGGUACAGACAAAUCAUCAAAAUAUCGAUAUUGUUCCACAGAAUGUCCAAGCAUGAAACCUUCUGAAAAAACAACGUCUUGUUCUAAAAGCACUUGUUCUAACUUAACAGACAAAUUAUGUAAAGAGGUGAUUAAUGAAGAUUUAGGCUGUCACGAACUAGUUUGCCCUAAAUUAGAUAAAUAUCCCCCUAGUCCAGCAGAUAGUGAUAUUGUAAUCAAUUUUGAUGAAAUAUACAACCCCUGUUGUGUAAAAUCUUGUGACGUCGCUGAAAAAGUAAAAGACUUCAUAGUCGAUGGCAUUUCAAAUCAGAAAAAUAGAACGACUGCUGAUGAUGAUCCAUGUUAUUGCGAUUGUAUAUGCUCGUUUAAGCUUUCUAAGAAUACGACAUAUUGUGCAGUUUGUGGCGGCUAUGAAUGUUUAGGAGAAGACGUCAAAGUAAUGCCUGAAUACGCAAAGCCACACCCUUGCCCUGUAUAUCAUAAGUUGUACGAUAAAAAAUAUAUCAAAGUUCAGAGUCCAUGGCCAGAAGAGCAGGAGAAUAAAGUACCCCCUGAUACCAUAAGUAAUAAAAGCUCACGAAUUACUGGUUCGAAGCUUGGUCAUGCUGAUCAGAGAAGACUUACUGUUACGCGCUCAAUGAAGAGUUUUUCUGAUAAGAAAAUAGAUAGUAAAAAAGAUAAGAAUGAAAAUAAAAUUGUUAAAAAGCCAAAAGAAGAAAAGAAGAAGAUCGGUAAAUUCACAGCAAAUGUAGAAGAAACACCAUUUCCAGUCGCGGAAAGUAAACAGGAAACAAAAUAUCCAUAUCCGCCAGUACCUAAGCAUAUGGGUUGGAAUUGGACGGCGGAAGAUAUUCCAGGAAUGAAGCCUCGACCUAAAUGGAAGCCAGGCGCAGCAAAUAAAAUUUUAGUUAGACGAUACAGAGCUAUAAGAGAAGGCGUCGACAUUAUAGCUAAAAAGAAGAGAGCAAUGAUGCAAAGAAAAAAGAAAAUAGAAAUGAAACCAACGUUAGUAGUUAAAAAGCAAAACGGUGAAUACUCAGUUCAAAUGGAAGUAUUUAAGAAAUACUCAAAUGAACGACUCCUAUUUCAAUAUCCUUACGAUGAAAAACCACCACUAGUUUACACGAUCGGAAAGACCGAGGAAGAAAAACGGAAGAUUCAAAUGCAACGUGAGCGAAGAGAACGCAGAGAAACGAGAAGAAAAAGUCGCUUAUUGCAGUCGACUUUUCGAGACCGAUGUCAAGAAAUAUGUUUGAAAGCUUAUAAUCAAGCUAUAGGCUUAUUACCUUUAUCUAACCCUAAUGAUCCUGAUUGUCCUUGUCAUACUGAAGCCGUUCAAAAUAUAAGCCCACCCAUUGAUUCUUGUUCAUGUUCUGAUGAAGGGUCUAUAUCCAGUAGCGACACAGAUAACGAUGAAUGGACUAUAGAGUUUACUCCACCUGCAGCUCGAUGGGAUAUUAAGGCUAAGCAUCCACCUGUUAUUGUGGAAAAUGAAUGUCAAUAUAACUAUUUAGACUAUAAGGUAAAACUGCUCGACAAACAUGGAAAUCCAGUUCCGAGAUUCUUUAAAGGUCCUGAUGGUAAACAGGAAUGUAGUGAUCUAGGAGGAUUUUGGAGUCCAGACCACGUUUGGAUGGAAAUAAACAAGGACGGUUAUAUAGGACCUGACAAUCGGUGGACACCAAUGAAUUUUAUUGGUCCCGAUGGUAUGUAUUACUCGGCUGAGGAAGGUUUCUUCACAGACAAUACUGGUGCAGUUUUAAAAAUCGGAAUCGAUGGGUACAUUGAUAAAGAAGGAAAAUGGGCUUGGUACUCAAAGAAAAGAAGUCGAAGUCCAAAAUCAAAGUCAACCAUAACAGCUACCACAAAUGAAACUAGGACUGGAAGAGUUUCAGCAAAAGUUGAAAAGUCAGCCAAAGAAAGAGAUAACAAACGUAAACAAACAACAAUUAAAGGAAAAGGAGAUAAAUCUCCACAAUCUAAUGUAAAUAAAGCCGGGUCCGAUAAGUCGAAAUUAAAAAAAGCAGUUUCAUACUCAUCGAGCAAAGCUAAGUACCCUUUGGUCAUGAGCGUAUCGGUGAAUCAUGAAAAAUGUAAAUAUUCUCAAUCGCCAUGGAUUAAAAGUUCAAUGGAAGCAAAGAAAAUUGCCAAAUAUAACGAAAUAAUGAAUGAACUACAAAUGCACGAUAUGCCAGAGCUUAAUAGUCCAGUUAAAAUAAAUCGAGCCUCGAAUACGCACGCUUUUAUCACAUUACAAAAUUUGAGGAAAGCAUAUAAAAAGAGCCCUAUUCGAUCUGGUAACAGAAGUCAUCAAUCCCGCUUGGAGGCUUUAGCAUAUUAAUAUUAUUUUUUAUAAAUUAUAUUGAAAAUAUAUAUUAAA
Vanessa atalanta (red admiral) is the source of this 3952-nucleotide messenger RNA. RefSeq lists its product as uncharacterized. The record is from RefSeq and is a predicted model, not a curated record. The transcript is spliced from 3 exons. The coding region runs from base 2 to 3913 and encodes 1303 amino acids. NCBI's taxonomy places the organism in Eukaryota, Metazoa, Arthropoda, Insecta, Lepidoptera, Nymphalidae.